CAUUUCGCCUUCCCAUCUGGUAACACUUAUCCAAAACAAGCCAGUCAUUUCGUGUUCGUGCGGCUUUUCAACCAAACAUCAAUUGUAAAUUGAAUUGUAACAAAUUUAAAGAUCAAAAUGCAACCCGACUUUGAUUUCACCGACACACCGGUCAGCACUGGUACCACCAUUAUGGCCGUGGAGUUCGAUGGCGGAGUGGUCAUUGGAGCGGAUUCGCGCACCAGCUCGGGUGCCUAUGUUGCCAACAGGGUCACCGACAAGCUGACCCGCAUCACGGACAAAGUGUACUGCUGCCGCAGUGGAUCGGCCGCCGACACUCAGGCCAUUGCCGACAUUGUGGCCUACUCGCUGAACUAUCACGAGAACCAGACCAACAAGGAUGCUCUGGUGUUCGAGGCCGCCUCAGAGUUCCGUAACUACUGCUACAGCUACCGCGAGUCCCUGCUCGCCGGCAUCAUUGUGGCUGGUUGGGAUGAGCAGCGCGGCGGCCAGGUGUACAGCAUCCCGUUGGGCGGCAUGCUGACCCGCGAGGCCUGCACCAUCGGCGGAUCGGGAUCCAGUUUUAUCUACGGAUUUGUUAGGGAGCACUACCGCCCCAAUAUGGCGCUGGAGGAUUGCGUUACAUUCGUCAAGAAGGCUGUCCAGCACGCUAUUUACCACGACGGCAGCUCUGGUGGUGUGGUGCGCGUUGGCAUCAUCACCAAGGAUGGCAUCGAGCGCCGCAUCUUCUACAACACGGAAUCGGGCGCAUCGGCUGUUUCCAGCACUCCCAGCUUCAUUUCCUCAGAAUAAAUAGUAUACCUACCCAAAUAAGAUCGAUGAAGAAAGAGUUGCAAACUCGUCUCAUGGUAAUAAACCUGGUUUUUGUAAUAUGGA
Drosophila simulans is the source of this 876-nucleotide messenger RNA. It is a transcript of the gene Prosbeta1, whose product is annotated as proteasome subunit beta type-6. The transcript has 3 exons. The record is from RefSeq and is a predicted model, not a curated record. Gene Ontology annotation, molecular function: threonine-type endopeptidase activity. Gene Ontology annotation, cellular component: proteasome core complex. Bases 118 to 792 code for a protein of 224 amino acids. Lineage: Eukaryota; Metazoa; Arthropoda; Insecta; Diptera; Drosophilidae.